AUUAUGAGAAACAAAUUGAGAUCAAGGUAAUUCAGUAUUUCUCUUUUUAUCAUAGUGCAUUCCAUGGCUGCAGUGAAAAUUAGAUUCCAAGUGUUAAAAAUAAUGCAACCAUUACAUUUACACACUGAAUAAUAAGGAUCCUGAAAUAGGUUUUGUUGAACACGGCAUGCCCUUGUUACAGCAAAACAGAUGCGUGGGCAUGGAGACAGACUCUACAAACAUAUCUCACACUGCAUAGGGCAUGCAGGAACGAUGUUUCGAUACUGCUGGUGGGAGAAUAGAAUUUGAUUCGUACUAGAUGGUGUCUCUCUGGGCACCCAAGCCUGGAAAUGUUUUUUUUUUUUUUCCCUUUAAAGGAAAGUGUGGGGAGGGAAGAGAAGAGAAAGAAACAGCCAACACAUCCCCUGAGGAGGAAGAAGUGAUUAGCAUUCAUCAAUAGCAAUCUCUCUGAGUGAUGGAAAAUGGUGCUGACAGGCUCCAAAGGGAACGGCGCCAACUCUACUUCACCAGAAGCGAGGAAAGGAGUGAUAAUGCAGAAGCACUGAGGGUGGAGGUGAAAAUAGGCACCAGAAAACAAGGGACGUCCAAUUUCCCAUUUGCUUUUCAAAAUUAUCAGCACUUGUUGGGAUAGAUGCCUUCAGUCAGAGAAGUCCAGCACUUAUGAACACGGGAAGCUGCAUUGUACUGAGUCAGAUCAUUGAACCAUCUAGCUCAGUACUGCCUACACUGGCUGGCAGCAGCUGUCCUGGUUUUCAGGCAGGAGUCUUUUCCUGGCCCAACCUGGCAAUGGCCCUCUCUUCAGAGGUGAUGGCCAGGCUUCAUCCCAGCCUGAAAAUUCACAGGGCGCUUUCACUUGCGAUGCUUAAAGCAGUUUGCAAUGCAAAUGUAAACAGUACAUGCCUCUGUUCUGUUGCAAGUAGAGCAAGAGAGACUCAAAGCCAGCUUAUGCCUCAUGGUUCAAAAAUAAUGUUGUAUUUUCUCCUGGAAGUCCUUAGCUCUAGGCUCAACGUUUCUUGGCAGGGAUGGACCAGUCAUUAGGAGGGGUGAAGCCACCACGUUUGGCCCACCUCACUGGCAGCAGAGGUGCCAGUACCAAUUUCUGGUGAGAUCUCACCAAAAGAGCAUGGAAAUCUGUAAGAACUCCCUGAAAAUUGGCACUGAUGCUGGUGGCAGAGGCAGUGGGGCAGUCCGCGUAAGUGGCUGAGGUGGCGGCAGCAGGGGAUGACAGCAUUUCCCAUUUUGCCUCAGGCACUUAAAUUGGUUCACAUUGCUCCUGCUUUUUGGUAAGGCAAGAUCACUCUGCACAUGCUUUGUGUCUCUUACUUUACCAUCAUUUGACUUUUGCAUGGAAUAACUAACUGACAUUCAGAAAACAGGUCCCAAGGCUAAACAAUAAAAAGCCCUGGGCUUAAAACCCAGGUCUUGGGCUGUGCAGAUUUGGCACAGAUUGUGUCCAUUCCACAGAGGCUCCUACUAGCUGUUUUGCAAAUUGCAGCAUGUGAACAGUGCAUAUGGAAACACUGGGAGCAAUCAAUACUGAAUAAUGCAUUGAUCCUUCCAAACCCCUAAUUUAUCUACUAACACUGGCCCCCAGAAUACUGGACUUCAGGAGCCUCUCAAGCACCCGAUGGGUAUGGUGGGGAGAGUCAUAUUUACUUAGAAAAGGCAGGGCUUGCCAAACAAAAAUAAUUCUUAUGCUGACUCUGACCUCAGGGACUCCAUUAAAAAUGGAUGCAGUCAUUCUCCCAUCCCUGGAGACCCAGAAACCUUCCCAUGCACUAGAGAUAGACCUAAAUCUUAAGGGUUGUUUUUCUUUUCUUUUUUAAGGUGCAUGCCUUAAACCCAAUAACUGGUCCAGUGUGUGUGGAGUGUAUAUCAAUGCUGAAACUCUCUGUCACCACACAGAAAUGGACUCUUCUUCCACAAGGAGGUAGUGGUAAUGAUCAAUCAAUCCACCAGACAAGCUUCCAUAUAUGA
Messenger RNA from Podarcis lilfordi (Lilford's wall lizard), 1977 nucleotides. NCBI's taxonomy places the organism in Eukaryota, Metazoa, Chordata, Lepidosauria, Squamata, Lacertidae. The record is from the annotation of a GenBank genome assembly.